Chrysochloris asiatica (Cape golden mole) is the source of this 995-nucleotide messenger RNA. It is a transcript of the gene FITM1, whose product is annotated as fat storage-inducing transmembrane protein 1. NCBI's taxonomy places the organism in Eukaryota, Metazoa, Chordata, Mammalia, Afrosoricida, Chrysochloridae. The record is from RefSeq and is a predicted model, not a curated record. Gene Ontology annotation, biological process: phospholipid biosynthetic process; lipid droplet organization; lipid storage. Gene Ontology annotation, cellular component: endoplasmic reticulum membrane. The transcript has 2 exons. Bases 97 to 969 code for a protein of 290 amino acids.
CCUGUCACUGCUUGUCCUUGUCCGGGUGGGGGGUGGGGUACCAGCCCCUCCUCAACUGCCCAGCAGAGCAAGCAGUUAGUGGGGAGGGGAGGGAACAUGGAGCGGGGGCCUGUGGUAGUGUCAGGGGCGGGGGCCCGAAUCCAGGCACUGCUCGGCUGCCUGUUGAAGGUCCUGCUCUGGCUGGCCUCGGCCUUGCUGUACUUUGGAAGUGAACAGGCCGCUCACCUCCUGGGCAGUCCCUGCUUACGGCGCCUCUACCAUGCCUGGCUAGCCGCAGUGGUCAUCUUCGGACCCCUCCUCCAGUUCCAUGUCAACUCUCGGACCAUUUUCGCCAGCCACGGCAACUUCUUCAACAUAAAAUUUGUGAAUUCCGCAUGGGGCUGGACAUGCACUUUCCUCGGGGGAUUUGUGUUGCUGGUGGUAUUCCUGGCCACACGUCGAGUGGCGGUGACAGCCCGGCACCUGAGCCGGCUGGUGGUGGGAGCAGCGGUAUGGCGGGGGGCUGGUAGGGCCUUCCUGCUCAUUGAAGAUCUGACAGGCUCCUGCUUUGAGCCUCUGCCCCAAGGACUGCUGCUCCAUGAGCUGCCUGACCGCCGCAGCUGCCUGGCUGCCGGCCACCAGUGGCGGGGCUACACCGUAUCCUCCCAUACCUUCCUACUCACUUUCUGCUGCCUGCUUAUGGCUGAGGAAGCAGCAGUGUUUGCCAAGUAUCUGGCCCAUGGGCUGCCUGCCGGUGCCCCCUUGCGUCUCGUCUUCCUGCUCAACGUGCUGCUGCUGGGCCUCUGGAACUUCUUGCUGCUCUGUACCGUCAUCUACUUCCACCAAUAUACUCACAAGGUGGUAGGUGCUGCAGUAGGUACCUUUGCCUGGUACCUCACCUAUGGAAGCUGGUAUCAUCAGGCCUGGUCCCCAGGAAGCCCAGGCCAUGGGCUUUUCUCUCGCCCCCGCUCUAGUCGCAAGCAUAACUGAAGAAAUAAAGGCACACAAGGCCUGGC